Messenger RNA from Hypoxylon fragiforme, 945 nucleotides. RefSeq names its product glycoside hydrolase family 17 protein. Gene Ontology annotation, cellular component: extracellular region; fungal-type cell wall; cell surface. Bases 1 to 945 code for a protein of 314 amino acids. Lineage: Eukaryota; Fungi; Ascomycota; Sordariomycetes; Xylariales; Hypoxylaceae. The transcript has 3 exons. Gene Ontology annotation, biological process: cell wall organization. Gene Ontology annotation, molecular function: glucan endo-1,3-beta-D-glucosidase activity; 1,3-beta-glucanosyltransferase activity. The record is from RefSeq and is a predicted model, not a curated record.
AUGCAGCUUCGAAACCAGCUCGCCGCCUCCCUCGGCUUCGCGGCCACGGCCGCCGCCCAGGCGUACCAGGGGUUCAACUACGGCGCGACGAACAACGACGGGUCGUGCCGCGGGUACGAUGACUUCCGGGGGUUCUUCGAGCGGGCGAAAGGGCUCGCGGGGACGGAGGGGCAGUUCACGGCGGCGCGCCUGUACACGUCGAUCCAGUGCGGGACGGCGGCGGACCCGAUCUCGGCGUACCAGGCCGCCAUCGACACGGACACGCAGAUCCUCGUUGGCCUGUGGGCCAGCGCCGGCCGCGCCGCCUACGAGAACGAGCUGAACGCCCUCAUCAGCGCCGCCAAGCAGCUCGGCACCGCAUUCACCGACCGCAUCAUUGGUGUUAGUGUCGGCUCUGAGGACCUCUACCGCGCCAGCCCGACCGGCCAGCAGAACAAUGCAGGCCCUGGCGCGACGGGCGCGGAGAUCGAGGGGUAUAUCGGAUGGAUGCGAGAUUGGUUCCGGGGAACGCUGCUAGAGGGCAAGCCCAUCGGCCACGUUGAUACUUGGACCGCCUGGGUCCUUCCGGAGAACGCGGGCGUUGCCGCCUCCGUCGACUUCCUGGGCCACAACGGGUUCCCAUACUUCGAGAACACCAAGCCCAACUCCAUCGACCUCGCCGCCGACAACUUCUGGUCCGCCGUGCAGCAGACCGAGAGCGUGGCGGCUGGCAAGCCAGUCUUUAUCACUGAGACCGGUUGGCCUAGCAUGGGCCCCCAGUCCGGCGACGCCAUCGCCUCGGUCGAGAAUUCGCAGCGCUACUACUCGCAGGUGGGGUGCGCGCUCUUCGGCCAGCGCACGACCUUCUGGUACACGCUCGUGGACGCCAACACGGCGCAGACGGAGCUCUCGUUCUCGCUCACGCCGCUCGACAGCGCCACGCCCAAGUUCGAUCUCACAUGCUAA